AUGGUGGCGGAGGUGGUGGCGACCGAUGGCUUUCCUAGUAUUAGUUCUGAUGGGGAUUCUAUUUUCUGGUUUCGUUUUGUGUCGAGGGACCUAAUACUGACCAGAUCGUUUUUUUUCAUCUUUCAUUCUGAGUGGGGGAAAAUGAACGGUGGUGAUGGGGGAGAAGUAGCGGCAGCUCCGACUGGUCCACCGCAGCCGCUCGAGUGGAAAUUCUCUCAGGUGUUUGGCGAGCGGACGGCCGGCGAAGAAGUACAAGAAGUUGAUAUAAUCUCUGCAGUCGAGUUUGAUAAAAGUGGUGACCACCUUGCUACCGGUGACCGUGGUGGAAGGGUGGUGUUAUUUGAAAGAACUGAUGUGAAAGAGUGUGGUGGAAAUAGAAAAGAUUUGGAGAGGAUGGACUAUCCAGGCACUCGACAUCCAGAGUUUCGUUACAAAACUGAAUUUCAGAGCCAUGAACCUGAGUUUGAUUAUCUCAAGAGUCUGGAAAUCGAGGAGAAAAUCAAUAAGAUCCGGUGGUGCCAGACAGCUAAUGGUGCCGCUUUUCUUUUGUCCACUAAUGACAAAACCAUUAAGUUUUGGAAGGUCAAAGAGAAGAAAGUAAAGAAAAUUUGUGAAGCAAAUGUAGAUCCUUUGAUAGGUGCUACAAAUGGAAGUGUUGCCCGUUCAAGCAUUUCUUCAAGUCCUAAUCAGCAUAUUGCUAAUGGGGGCUAUCUGGACCAAUCUCAUAACUGUUCGAAAAAUGACAGAUCCUUUCCACCUGCAGGCAUUCCCUCACUGCGAUUACCAGUGGUUACAAGCAAUGAAAUCAGCCUUGUUGCAAGAUGUAGGAGAACAUAUGCCCAUGCGCACGACUACCAUAUCAAUUCUAUUUCAAAUAACAGUGAUGGAGAAACAUUUAUAUCUGCUGAUGAUCUGCGAAUAAAUCUUUGGAACUUAGAAGUAAGCAAUCAAAGUUUCAACAUCAUUGAUGUGAAGCCAGCAAAUAUGGAGGAUCUAACUGAGGUGAUAACAUCAGCAGAGUUUCAUCCUUCUCAUUGUAACAUGUUAGCAUAUAGUAGUUCAAAAGGAUCAAUUCGUCUCAUUGAUUUGCGCCAAUCAGCCUUGUGUGAUUCACAUUCUAAACUCUUUGAGGAACAGGAGGCACCUGGUUCAAGGUCAUUUUUCACUGAAAUAAUAGCUUCAAUUUCUGAUAUUAAGUUUGCAAGGGAUGGAAGAUAUAUACUGAGUCGUGAUUACAUGACCCUCAAGUUGUGGGAUAUCAAUAUGGAUUCUGGUCCUGUGUCUACCUUCCAGGUUCACGAGUAUUUAAGACCAAAGCUGUGUGAUUUGUAUGAAAGUGAUUCCAUUUUUGAUAAAUUUGAAUGUUGCCUGAGUGGUGAUGGUCUUCGAGUAGCAACUGGUUCUUACAGCAAUCUCUUCCGCGUAUUUGGAUGUGCAGCAAGCAGUACUGAAGCAACUACUCUGGAAGCUAGCAAAAACCCAAUGAGAAGACAAGUUCAGACCCCUUCAAGGACAACAACUUCAAGAUCCCUGAGCAGUAGUAUUUCUCGUGUUGUCAAGCGAGGUUCUGAAAGCCCAGGAGUUGAUGCCAAUGGGAAUUCAUUUGAUUUCACUACCAAGCUACUCCACCUGGCAUGGCACCCAACUGAAAACUCAAUUGCCUGUGCUGCUGCAAAUAGCUUUCAAGAAUCAGAAGUUCACGCCGCCAUUGCAGAGAAUCUCAGCUCUCUUUUCCUCUCUGUCUUUAUAUCCUCCAUCGAGCUAUCAAAGUAUGACUUUAAGGGGCAAAAUGCAAAGUGCAACACAGUGCCUUUUUUUUUUUUUGCUAUUUUGACUGCCAUCCUAAAUGAUCCGAGUCUUGUCAUGGCUCGGAGAUCAGUUGAAAACAUGAAUGUGAUUGAUAAAUGUUGGAGAACCAAUCCCAAUUGGCGGAGACACCGGCAGCAGCUAGCGACAGGCUCGGUUGGGUAUGUUGGAAAACUAAUUGAAAACAUAGGCCAAAACGUGACGAAGUACACAGUCACGAAUCCUAGUGACGACCCAUUGGACCCGAAACCCGGAACUCUAAGAUAUUCCAUGACUAGCAUUAAGGGAAAGGUUUGGGUCACAUUCAAAAGGGACAUGAAUAUUAAACUUGAGAAUCCCCUUCUAGUUAGCAGCCUCUCUACCAUCGAUGGAAGAGGUGUUAAUGUUCACAUUGCAAAUGGCGGUUGCCUAGUUCUUCAAAGGGUACGUAACAUUUUCAUAGCAUGUUCCUCAUGA
Fraxinus pennsylvanica is the source of this 2262-nucleotide messenger RNA. Lineage: Eukaryota; Viridiplantae; Streptophyta; Magnoliopsida; Lamiales; Oleaceae. The record is from the annotation of a GenBank genome assembly.